UCUAUUAACGCUAUGCGACGCCAAGCUAUACAACGUUGCCACAUCCGCAAAGCAUGGUCGCGAACGAAAAAGCAAAAGCUAAACUUAUUUUUGCUGAUUAAUCAUACUCUCUAAUAAUGUACGGUAAAUUUCGCUGAGACUGAAGUAUCAGUACAGCUGAAAGCAAAAGAACAGACCAAAAAAGAAUAGAUCAAUAGAUUGAAAGCUAAUCUAUAAGGAAACUGCAUGCAAAAAGAACAGACCUGUGCGGUCUGUGCACAUGCAUCUAACCUAUACGUAUAAUCUGUCGAAUUUAAUAUCAAAUAAAACGUAUAACAUUGAAUUUUAUAAAAAAAAAUAUGUUUAAGUAUAAAACUAUAAAAUAUGGCAUACCAUUUAUGAUUUUUGUUAUUGGUGGAUCGUUUGGCCUUCGAGAAUUUGCAGAACUACGUUACGUAUAUAAAAAUACUCGAUAUAUAAAAGAUGACGUAAAAGACACAGGAAUUGUGAUGAAAGCACCAGAAGAAAUUACGUUAGAAAAAGAGUAUGAAAACUUACAAAAGGUAGACAUUGACAAUUGGGAAAAUACCCGAAUACAGAGACCAUGGGAUGAAACAAUUGGUACAAAAGUUUAGUUACCAAUAAAACUAUAGUUACUUAACUAUAAGUAUAAAAAAUAUGAUUGAUCUAUCCUUAGAAUAAAUAUUUUUCCCAAUUUUUGUUAAAAUAUG
Molecule: messenger RNA, 710 nt
Organism: Odontomachus brunneus
Lineage: Eukaryota; Metazoa; Arthropoda; Insecta; Hymenoptera; Formicidae
Gene: l(3)neo43
Product: cytochrome c oxidase assembly protein COX16 homolog, mitochondrial
Exons: 4
Coding region: 339-614 (91 amino acids)
Biological process (GO): mitochondrial respiratory chain complex IV assembly
Cellular component (GO): mitochondrial inner membrane
Source: RefSeq, a predicted model, not a curated record